UCGGUUCAAUUGGAUUUUGGGUUGACAGUGCAGGCCUGGAUCCGCGGUAUUCUCACUAGGAAUCAUCUUCGAUUGCUGCACGAGAGCGCUGUCAUCAUUCAACGUCAUUGGCGGGGCUAUUGUGCCAGGAUCAUUUUCGAGAAAUACUUGAUUCAAAGUGUUCAUCAAAUGUGGGAGGAAUAUUACGAAAAGAUGGCGACCAAGAUUCAAGCGUUUUGGCGUGGUUAUUGGCUGAGAAAAACUCUGCUUGACAUUAAAAAGAUGCAUUGUUGGUUGAACGAAGUAUACGAAAAGAACGAAGAAACUGUGAAGAGCAUGAAAAGAUUCAGGGAUAAGGAGAUCGAAUACAUUCAAAAAAUAAUGGAAGAGGAAUCGAUGCAAUGGAUACUUUUCAUUCUGUUCAAACUUCACCAUUUAUUGAGAACUACGUGUCAGCCAGGCGUGAUCACGAAAAUUGACAAUACCAAGUUCACUUUUAUCGAGGCGAUGCUGAAAUGCUUGCAGUAUAAACAUUACAUGCGCAAUAAAAAAUUAAGACCGAAGGGGAAGAAGUGUCAGAAAUGUGAAAUCGAUGAGAAACCAUCGUUCAUUCUACGAGGCACGUAUUACGAGAAAUGCGAGAAGGAGAUUCGUGAAAUCCAAAAAAAGCUGGAAGCUGAAGCGAUGCCCCUGUACAGAAGUAAUAAAUUGAAAGCAAAUAUUAAAUUUCGUUCGAUAUUUCAUUGACCGUGUCGUAAAUUUAGGCGAGCCUUACGAUGAACAUGAGAAGAGAAUGCGUAAAGAGAACCAUAUACGCAUACUAACAGCAUUGGAGAAAACGUACUGUGAUUCGAAUGUGAAGAAGAAGGAAGGACAGAAGAAAGCGUGUUCCUUAAGAAAAGAAUUCGAGCAGGAGGCUUGUUACGUCAAGGAAGACUUGCUCUUUGAGAAAAUCGAGAAAAUGGAUUGUCACCUGAACCGGUUACACUUGAAAUGCCCCGUUCACGAUUCUUCGACAGAAUUGUGUUCUUAAAUACUUCCGAUCGAUCAAUCAAUAUGAUAUAUUGGACGGAAUACGACAAGAACAAAUGAAACUAAAAUAAAAAAUUAAAAAGCAUUUGAUGCUGUUACGAUCCAGAUUUACGCGCAAUCGUUAUUUAUUCACGAUCUUUAAGCUUUGAAUUAUUUUCAAUGUUGUUAGCUAAUUUUUUUC
Molecule: messenger RNA, 1192 nt
Organism: Apis florea (little honeybee)
Lineage: Eukaryota; Metazoa; Arthropoda; Insecta; Hymenoptera; Apidae
Biological process (GO): mitotic cell cycle; spindle organization; establishment of meiotic spindle localization
Cellular component (GO): spindle pole
Molecular function (GO): calmodulin binding
Source: RefSeq, a predicted model, not a curated record